This is a messenger RNA of Thlaspi arvense, 1125 nucleotides long. The record is from the annotation of a GenBank genome assembly. NCBI's taxonomy places the organism in Eukaryota, Viridiplantae, Streptophyta, Magnoliopsida, Brassicales, Brassicaceae.
ACUACCAAAAAAUCAUCCCUCACAACAUACUGAAUAAGCUGUGUCUUUGUGUAACGAAAUCAAAGCAUGAAAACCCUCAAGUCUCUCGCUCUCUUGGCUUUGCUCUUUUCCCUCUCCCUCGCUGUUUUUGCCGACACAUCCAACGAUGCCACACACGCUAAGGAUGAAGUGAAGCCAAGUGAAGCAACCGAUACCAUAGAGCCACAACAACGUGGCGGUUGUAGGUACGGAUGUUGCGGAUCCUACGCUUUUGGACGGUGCAGCGCUUGCUGCAGCCGACCCCAGAAUGCGGAAGCGGAACCUGAAGCCGAAGCCGAGUCCAAAGAAGUUGUUGUAGAGCCCCAACACGCUGUAGAGGCCAACGCUGUUGAGGACAACGCUGUUGAGCCUCAGCAAAGGGGUGGUGGUGGUUGUAGGUACGGAUGUUGCGGAUGGCGUGGAGGACGGUGCGCCUACUGCUGCCGAAGUCCUCAAGCCGAGACCGAAGAAGCCGUGGAAGCUGUUGAGCCUCAGCAAAGGGGUGGUGGUGGUUGUAGGUACGGAUGUUGCGGAUGGCGUGGACGACGGUGCACCUACUGUUGCCGAAGUCCUCAAGCGGAGACCGAGACCGAAGAGGCCGUGGAAGCUGUUGAGCCUCAGCAAGGGUGGGGUGGUGGUGGUUGUAGGUACGGAUGUUGCGGAUGGCGUGGACGACGGUGCACCUACUGCUGCCGAAGUCCUCAAGCCGAAACCGAGGUUGUUGAGCCCCAGCAAGUCCGUCGAUGUAGGUACGGUUGCUGCGGAAGCUACGUUUUUGGGCAGUGCAGUGCUUGUUGUUCCAAGAAGAUGGCUACCGAGGAAGAGAACAAAAAGGAAGAAGCUAAGCCAUGAAUUGGUGUGUAACACAAACUCUAUGUUUGUACGCAUGCAGGUUUAUUACUAUUACGUCGUACGUCAAAAUAAAAAAUUGGUGCCUAAUAAGGUACCUAGCUCAAAUAAAAAUGUCGUAGGGUCACCAUAAUAUAUGUACUUUGUUGUUGUGUAGUGUUUCUCUCGUGGAGAUUAUAAAUAAGAACAACUGUUUUAAUAUCAAACCAUGGAUCAUAAUAUUCAUUUCAGUUAUAACUAUCAGAAAAAGCAUGCAGC